UGUGAAAGUGGUGUUCGAGAUAAACUACAACACUUGGAUGGACUGGACACAGGUCGCCUCGUAGACCAUGCGUUUCCACAACGUUCAUGGCGGCAACGUACUUCUCGACGAAGGCGGCAAGCGGGCCACUCGGACUACGUCAUUCUGUGACGGCUUGGCUUUCAGCUCCAAACCUCUGGCCGUUGGAUCAAAGGUCACGCUACUUCUGGGUGCAAACGAGACAUGGACCGGUGCCCUGCGACUGGGCGUCAUGCUACAGGACCCAACUACGCUCGGGCCCGUACCCAAGCACGCCUAUCCGGAUCUUACUGCUCGACAAGGGUUCUGGGUUAGAUCUCUGCCAGAAUGCUGGGCCACGCACGGGUCAAAGUUGACAUUUUACGUAAACACACAGGGUUACCUUCAACUAUUUGUUGACAACGAGUACAAAGGAGCACUUCUUUCGUGUCUACCAACCAAGGAGCGGCUCUGGCUUAUACUAGACCUAUUCGGCACAAGCAUCUCUGCCAAAUUCGUACCCUCUGCUAGUACAGCUCCUGCUGAGGUGAUUGCAAGAGGCCCGGAUGCCGUGCGUGCGUACAGGACAGCCUGUAACGAUGGCAGCGUGCCUCUGUAUAGGACGCGACUGUACAUCAUUGGUUGUCCUGGUGCUGGGAAGACAACUUUAAAACGGACGCUGCUCAAUGACCUCAACGGGGAAGACACCAGCCUACCUCACUGGGGCAUCGAUGCCGUCCAUGACUGCAGGACGUCAGAAAAAGGCGAUGGAGCGCCUUGGACUCCCAUUGCUCCUGAAUCCUUGCAGGAGAUCCCUGACAGGGAGUACGAAGACACUGCACAAAUUAUGGAAGAGGUGUCUCACGUCAGUGAGGAAGAGUACCACAAAGCUGUGGCCAUCAAUGUCGUCCGGGAAAUGACGCUCCAGCAGCGUAAACGGCAGCACCAGGAAGAAAAAAAGAGGUUAGCACAGUCAAGGGGGUCUGUAAAGAGUCAAGGGCUUCGCAACAGGAACCACGCCAACGACACCAGGACAAGCAGCGGAAAUCGAAGUCAGCACGCCAACACUUCCAAGAGCAAUGGAUCUCAGCACAAAGACUUCAUGGAAGGCAUUCCUCAAGACCUUCCAUACGGCGUUGUUGAAAUGGUCGAGAAGAUGCUUCGGGACACCGAGAAUAAGCAGGACCUAGAUGUCAGAGAAACUGAGAAAGCUGUUCCGCUUACUUGUUCUGCAUCGCCCAAUGCCCAGAUGACGUUCAUGAUUUGGGAUUUUGAUGGUUCGCCCCAACACUUCAUGAUUCAUCAGAACUUUUUCUCUCCUCAAGGAAUUUACCUUCUCGUUUACGACCUUAGCAAAGACCUGUCGGAACCCCUCAAGUUAUCCGAAGACACUGACACCAUGGAGCACAACGAAUGCUUGUCUACCCUGGACUACAUUCAUCAAUGGCUGACAUUGGUACACGUGUCCGCCUCGCGUCUGCAGCAAGAUCAUGCCGUCGAAACCAAGGAUGAUCCUGAUACCGACGUCUCCCAGCUUCUCCCAAGUGUCAUCCUUGUGGGGACCCACAGGGACGACCUGGAUGACGACGUUAAACGUCGCAAUGACGCUAUUUCGGAGAAAUUCAGCAAAAUCCGAGAGAGCCUCCAUAACAAGUUGUACGGACGUCACGUGCUCCCGAUGUAUUUUUCCGUGGACUGCAAUAGCAGGACGGCUCAAAGUGGACGAGCAGGAGCAGACGACAAUAAGGGCAGCGAAACAGUAGACGAUGUCCUGGAAGCUCUCCGACGGAAGGUCGAACGCGUCGCAUCUCGCAUGGACAGCGUCGGUACAGACGUCCCUGUCCGAUGGCUGGCCUUCGAACGUGCCUUACGCAGGUUACUGGACAAUGGAGUGUACUUUGCUGGACUCUAUCAACUGGAAGAGCUAGCACGCCAGGAGCGUAUAGACUCCGAAGAGAACUUCAGGUCUUUGCUGGACUUUUUGCAUCAACAGGGUAAAGUGUUGUGUAUCGGUGCCUUGCAGCCUGGGUGUCUUGAGAACCGCUGGGAUGGUACUGUGGUGCUUCGACCGCAAUGGUACAUUGACUCCCUCUACAGGCUGCUCUCGUGGAGGACAUUACAGAAGGUACACAAUACUGGUGCUUCAACGGUGGACAUCGACCACAAGCCUCUCAGUGAAUACCACAUCAGCUACAGGCAGCUUCAGACGCUGUGGAGCGGGUCACCUGCACAAGUUGAAAUGCUCAUCGCUACCAUGGACAGUUUAGAUGUCCUCAUAGCACACUUCGACGGAACUCCAAUCGAGGCCAACGACGAUGCCAUCUGCGCUGUUCCCUGGCUUGCCACGUCUCCCCGAGUCAUCGGAUUUGAAUGUGGGAACUUGCCUUCUAGCGAUGCUCUAGUGUUCUUCGUUGACUUUUCCGGCCUUCUACCUGUUGGCCUCUUUUCGAGACUGGUAGCGCGUCUUCUGCACUGGUGCGAUUGGAGAGAAGCCAGUCUCUUCAAAGAUCUCGCUGUUUUCCCACUCGACAGAGACCACGACCUGUUGCUCCGACUGCAUAGAACCAUCCCGGCUGAGAACAGAGACCGAAUUCAGGUGGUCAUACAAAGGACUCCAGUCGUGGAAGAGUGGAUGGGAAACAUUCCUCAACCGACUAUAUGUGAGAAGGUGCGGCACCUCGUGGAGUGUGAGCUGGAAGCACUUCGAAAGUCCUACUACUUCCGGUUAUCAUUUCGAAUGCUAGUCACGUGUCCUUGUAAAGGUCUUCACUGCAUGAGCCACGGAGCAAGGGACUGCCAAGACCAAGCGUGCCUUCAUUUCCUUUCGCUAGACGAGUGUCUGCUCAAGAAGUUGGUGUAUUGUGACUUCCGGAGGGUCCAUACAGACUUUGUUCGUCGCCAUUUUCCUCAUUCAACAGUAUAUGGGUCGCGUAUGUGCAGUGCUGGGAUACGCCGCUCAUCAAGCAUCAUCGCCUGGGAAGCUGAACGAGCGCCUUUAUCUAUGGGGAUGCCAAGUUUUGAAUGGGACGACCGCUAUGGAACGUUUCAGUGGGAGGAACCCCACUGGAUACGUGAAGCCGCGAAGCUUCUUGAAAAUGCCACCACUGGCAAGGAUUGGAUGGCCUUGGCUAAGAGGCUAGGUUACACGGACAAGGAAGUGUGUCAUUUUGUGGAGGAAGCAAAUCCUGGAGUGUCCUUGCUCAGAGAUUGGAGGGAGAGCAAUGGUGCUACACGAUACUGCAUGGAUGUCUUGGCUUCAUGCUUGCAACAAAUGGGACGUCAGGACAUAGCCAAGAUAAUUCAGGGUGAAAUCGAACCAGACACACUGGUGCCGCCGGUAUUCAUCAGCUACCAGUGGGACGCCCAGGAAACUGUGCUAAGCAUUCGGCAACACCUGGAAUUUGCGGGAUUCCCUUGCUGGAUGGACGUGGGACAGAUGGGCGGGGGUGAUUCUCUUUACGGGAAGAUCUACGAAGGGAUAAGCAGGGCAAAGGUCGUGUUAUGUUGCCUUACUCCUCGAUACGCAGCCUCACCGUCGUGUGCGAGGGAGGUGAGCUUAGCGGACGUACUUCGCAAGCCCAUUAUACCGAUCAUGGUCGAACCUACUCCUUGGCCACCACCUGGACCUCAGGCUUUAGUCAUGGGUUCGCUGGUUUACGUCGAUCUGUGCGGCGUUGGAGGACAUGGUGGAAGUGGACGUCUUGCUGACUGGGAGGCUCGCUUCCAGGAGAUCAUCAACAGGGUGGCGCACGUUCUGAGCGGGUCCCCAGCCACUCAAGGAUCCCGACCGCAGUCAAGUCACAAGAACUCUCUGGCUCCGCUCCUCGGUGCUCCGCCGAUCAAGGCAGCCACGCCGUCAGCACAAGGCAGCGCCAGUAACUCUGGCCCAAACGACGAAGAUGGGGAGCUGCCUUCCACGGCAUCUGGACCCUUGGACGACGAGCGGCAAUCUAAUAUGAGCCAUCCUGAGUCACUGGAAUCCUGGGAACGACCACGCCGUGCCAUCAACCGCGUGGUUCGGUGCUCCGUCUGCAGCUUGCUUUGAUGGGCCUGAUACCUAAUACUGAACCUUAUCAAAUUAUUGUCUACUACAGCCGCUCAACGUGAAACGGACAUUCGUCCUCAGGGAGGUCGACAGGAACCUCGUGUGUCCUGUUGAUAAUAUUGUGUUCCAUAGCUUGCAUACCUGAACAGCAAAAGGUGUGUCAUACCGUGCACGUCAUUCGGUAAUGGUUGUUGUUUCAGCAACGUUUGAAAUGAAGAAACGUUGCGUGGAGUGUUUAGUCGUUUCAGUCAUUUUUCCAUUUUGUCAUUUCUUGGGUUCUGUUCUAGGUGCGCGCUCAUGACUCGACGUACCCAAGAGUGGAAGUCGUUGAAGAUCGUAAAUGAGUGUUGCAGUACGUGGUUAUUUAUGUUUUAUGUACGAGUGUGUGUAUACUGUUGUGCUGAUGAAAUGUCGCAAUUGACACGAUCACCGGAUA
Ornithodoros turicata is the source of this 4478-nucleotide messenger RNA. RefSeq lists its product as uncharacterized. Gene Ontology annotation, biological process: signal transduction. Bases 68 to 4042 code for a protein of 1324 amino acids. Gene Ontology annotation, molecular function: protein binding. The record is from RefSeq and is a predicted model, not a curated record. The transcript is spliced from 22 exons. NCBI's taxonomy places the organism in Eukaryota, Metazoa, Arthropoda, Arachnida, Ixodida, Argasidae.